CCUCACGUCCAUCACACGCGUUCUUCCAAGCAAACACCACCAGCACCAUCCCGUUCCGCCCCCGCCCAACCGCUCUCGGCGCCCCACCUAUAUAACGCCGCCCGCCCGCCGGCACUCGCAUCCGCAGCCCACCGGAACACGAGCAGACGCACGCGAUCCCGCAGCGAGACCUCCGGGUCCCCCCGCGCGUGCCCGCCCGCCCGCAGGCUCCUCAUCCGCGCGCGGGGGCGGGAGGGUGGGAGGGAGAUCAGCGAGCUAGGCCGGGUCUCCAUGGGCAACCUCGCGUCGUGCACGAUGGCGUCGCCAGCCGGGAGCGGGCGGGGCGCCCGGGUCGUGCUCCCGGACGGGCGGGUGCGGCAGGUGCCGCUCCCGGCGACGGCGGCCGAGCUCAUGCUCGAGGCGCCGGGCCACUUCCUGGCGGACGCGCGCGCGCUGCGGCCCGGGCGGCGGAUCGAGGCGCUCCCGGCGGACGAGGCCCUCGCGCGCGGGGCGCUGUACGCCGCGCUCCCCAUGAAGCGCCUCGGCGCGCCCGUGGCGCCCGCCGACGUCGCGCGCCUGGCGGCCGCGGUGGUCGCCAGCGGGGACAAGGCGCGGGCGGCGAGGAGGAGGAUGAGGCCGGGGUCGUCUCCCGCCGCCACGGCCAAGGUGGCCGCCGUCGUCGCGCCGCCCGAUGUGCUGGAGGCCGCCGCCGAAGCGUCGCUUCUGGAGACGGACGCGCCCAAGCCGAGGGCCCCGAGGCUGGAGGAGAUGGCCGUCGACGACGCGGCGGCCGCGGCGGAGAUCGAGGAGCUCAAGCAGCGGCUCAGCGGCGGCGGCCGCCGGUCGAGGCGGCCGACGCUUGAGACAAUUCAGGAGGAGAGCUACGUGGCAGCGAGAUGCUGAUACAGGUCAAUAAUGGUCAAGACCAACCAGACAAGGAGAUGGCAAAGGCUGUCUCUCGUAGGCUCAUAGUUUUUUUUUCCUUUUGACUCUUCCUUUUCACCUUGUGUAAAAUACCAGUACUUUUUUUUUGGGUGCUGCCUCUUUUCCAUUUAUUUUGGAGAGAGGAAAGAGGAACAUGAGUUGGAUCCAAAUGGUUUUCAAAACUAAUUAAUAGAAAUGAAGACAAUUUUAGCAAAUCA
This is a messenger RNA of Panicum hallii, 1121 nucleotides long. RefSeq lists its product as uncharacterized. The transcript has a single exon. The coding region runs from base 271 to 882 and encodes 203 amino acids. NCBI's taxonomy places the organism in Eukaryota, Viridiplantae, Streptophyta, Magnoliopsida, Poales, Poaceae. The record is from RefSeq and is a predicted model, not a curated record.